UUUUCCCCUUCGCACCACCCACCCCCACCCCCACCACCCCAUCCCCUAUCUCUCGCCUCCGAUCUCUUUUAAUCCGUCCUCUCUAUCCAUCGUUUCUUCGUCGGCAAGCUACCUCCUUUUCUUUCACCCCUCUUCCCAACAUCCAGUCCGAUCUCCUCGAAUCGAUCGAGCCGCCCCACCGUCUCGUCUCGUCUCGUCCGUCCCCUCCUCCUCCUCUCUCUCUCUCUCGCAUGGCCGACGACGACGAUUUCCAGUCAUCGAGCGAUCUGGAGGGAGCGGACUGCUACUUCAGCGAUCAGGAUGAUGUCCUCGAGGAGACCGUCCUUCAGGUUCUUGAGGACGGCCAUGAGGAGGACUGCCACUGGUCCGUCUCAUCGGUUAUUACAAAGGAGUCCCUUUUGGCAGCGCAGAAGGAGGAUUUGAGAAAGGUGAUGGAUUUGUUAGCUCUAAGGGAGCAGCAUGCCAGGACCUUGCUAAUCCAUUACCGCUGGGAUGUGGAGAGGAUCUUUGAGUUGCUUGAGCAGAAAGGGAAAGAGCGAUUAUUCUCAGAGGCAGGAGUGACCAUCAUUCAGCAUAAAGGCCUUGACUUGUCCAACUCAUCAAACCCAGUGGAAUGUAAUGUCUGUUUCGAUGUUUCUCGUAGCACAGUCACAGAGAUGGAUUGUGGGCACUAUUAUUGUAAUGAUUGUUGGACGGAACAUUUCAUUGUCAGGAUAAAUGAAGGGCAAAGUCGACGCAUAAGGUGCAUUGCUCCUAAGUGUAAUGCUGUCUGUGAUGAGGCAGUUGUUAGGAAUUUAGUCAGUGCAAGGCAUCCGGAUAUUGCAGACCGUUUUGACCGAUUUCUGCUUGAAUCUUAUAUCGAGGACAAUAAUAAGGUUAAAUGGUGCCCCAGUGCACCACAUUGUGGGAAUGCUAUACGUGUUGAGGGUGAUAUUUAUUGUGAGGUGGAGUGUGCAUGUGGGCUGCAAUUUUGUUUCAGUUGCUUAUCACAAGCACAUUCUCCUUGUUCAUGCCUGAUGUGGGAGCUCUGGACCAAGAAAUGCCAGGAUGAAUCAGAGACUGUGAAUUGGAUCACAGUUAAUACAAAACCCUGCCCAAAGUGUCACAAGCCUGUUGAAAAGAAUGGUGGCUGCAACUUAGUUGCAUGCAUUUGUGGACAAGCAUUUUGUUGGCUAUGUGGUGGUGCUACUGGGAGAGAUCAUACAUGGUCCAGUAUCAGUGGCCACAGUUGCGGACGAUUUAAAGAAGACCAGGAGAAAAGGACAGAACGUGCAAGGCGUGACCUUUACAGAUACAUGCACUAUCAUAACCGAUACAAGGCUCACACAGAUUCUCUGAAGCAAGAAAGCAAUCUCAAGGAAACUAUUCAGGGAAAAAUAUCUAUCUCAGAAAAUAAGGAAUCCAAGAUCAAGGAUUAUGCUUGGGUGACUAAUGGAUUGAACAGGCUUUUUAGAUCAAGGCGUGUUCUUUCAUAUUCAUACCCAUUCGCUUUUUACAUGUUUGGAGAUGAGCUCUUCAAGGAUGAAAUGACAACAGAGGAGAGGGACUUGAAGCAAAACCUAUUUGAGGACCAGCAACAACAACUGGAAUCAAACGUAGAGAAGCUAUCUAUGUUUUUAGAGAAGGAUUUUCAGGACUUUUCAGAUGAUGAAGUCAUGGAUACAAUGAGUCAUGUCAUCAAUCUGUCCAAUGUUGUGGAUCGGCUUUGCAAGCAAAUGUAUCAAUGUAUCGAGAAUGACUUACUGUAUCCCCUCCAACGUGCGACUCAUAAUAUUGCUCCAUAUAAAUCCAAGGGCCUUGAAAGGGCAUCGGAGCUCUCUAUUUGUUCGGAUUCUGAUCAAAGUAUGAGUGUGAAAACCAAUCCUGAAGACAGUUAUACCCAACGGAAUUCAACUGCAAAUGGAAGUGGAGCAACGUUGCCAGGUAGACAUUCUGUCAUUUUGCAUGGAUCAAGCUCCGAUGAGAGUGGAUGUUCUUCCCGUAAACGUGCGAGGACAGAUGCUCUUGGAGGUGCUGCUCGUUUUGAUCUGAACAUGCCAGCUGAGGUGGUUGAUAAGAACUGAAACCAGUCCUCCAGGUUGCAUCAUUUUACAACUGUACAGCUUUAAAUUGAAACCGUCAUGACCCGGAUAAAAGGUUUCCUGCUAUAUGUGCUGGUCUUUUGGCAUUUUGAAGCUUGGUAUUAAAACACCGGGAAAUAGAAAAAGAACACCAUAUGUUUAUGAUGUCUUCCCUUGUUUUGCAUGUGACAAACUUCUAGUGCUCGUGCGUAGGAUAUGUGGAGCCCAUUCAUGCCCUGUGAACCAGUAGGGAUCUUUAUCGAGUUUGGGAGGUUUUCCUAUUGCAGGGGUGCCCUCAAUUUUUGAACCCCAUGCAUGGGCCUUGCGUAUUUACAA
Messenger RNA from Elaeis guineensis (African oil palm), 2396 nucleotides. RefSeq names its product probable E3 ubiquitin-protein ligase ARI2. The record is from RefSeq and is a predicted model, not a curated record. Lineage: Eukaryota; Viridiplantae; Streptophyta; Magnoliopsida; Arecales; Arecaceae. Gene Ontology annotation, biological process: protein ubiquitination. Gene Ontology annotation, molecular function: ubiquitin-protein transferase activity; zinc ion binding.